Cariama cristata (Red-legged seriema) is the source of this 1012-nucleotide messenger RNA. RefSeq names its product protein phosphatase 1, regulatory subunit 3B (gene PPP1R3B). Gene Ontology annotation, molecular function: glycogen binding; protein phosphatase 1 binding. Gene Ontology annotation, biological process: regulation of glycogen biosynthetic process. NCBI's taxonomy places the organism in Eukaryota, Metazoa, Chordata, Aves, Cariamiformes, Cariamidae. The record is from RefSeq and is a predicted model, not a curated record. Bases 34 to 891 code for a protein of 285 amino acids. Gene Ontology annotation, cellular component: protein phosphatase type 1 complex. The transcript has a single exon.
AGAGUAUUAGACUAUUUUCCUCACAAACAAGCCAUGGCUGUGGACGUAGCAAUGCAGCUAUACGUAUGCUCUUCACCCUUGCGAAGAGAGAAGUGUGCCUUCAAAAUUGCUCCGAAGCCAACCAAGCCGUUGCGGCCCUGCAUCCAGCUGAGUAGCAAGAGUGCGGUGAAUGGACCAGAAGAGACGGCAAACUCCUUCACACACAAAGUGAAGAAGAGGGUGUCGUUUGCAGAUAGCAGAGGCUUCGCUCUGACGAUGGUGAAGGUGUUCUCGGAGUUUGACGAUCCACUGGACAUUCCUUUCAACAUCACCGAGCUGAUAGACAACAUUGUGGGUCUGACAACAGUGGAGAGGGACAGCUUUGUCCUGGAUUUUGUUCAGCCCUCAGUGGACUACCUGGACUUCAGAAACCGCCUCCAGGCAGACUGUGUCUGCCUUGAAAACUGUAUGCUAAAGGAGCGAUCCGUUGUGGGAACAGUGAAGGUGAAGAACCUCGCUUUUGAAAAGACUGUGAAGAUCAGGAUGACGUUUGACACCUGGAAAAACUUUGUAGAUUACCCAUGCCAGUAUGUCAAGGAUACGUACGGAGGGUCAGAUCGGGACACGUUUUCCUUUGACAUCAGCUUGCCCGAGGGAAUUCAAUCCCACGAAAGAGUCGAGUUUGCCAUCUCCUUCGAGUGCGAUGGGAAGGUGUACUGGGACAGCAACAGGGGCACAAAUUACAGGAUCAUACGGUCAGAACUGAAGUCUGCCCAGGAAGCCGUCCGCCCCCCACGAGGCCCUGACUUCAGCAGCGCCUUUGACCAGUUCGGGAGCCCUCGCUGCUCCUACGGCCUCUUUCCCGAGUGGCCCAGCUAUUCGGGCUACGAGAAGCUGGGGCCUUAUUAUUGACCCAAGAAUAAAGUCCUGAUUGACUAACUGUGGAUGGUGUGUCUGCAGGCCUGGGAGCUGGUCUGAACGCGGGGUGUACGGAAAGGUGGAAGAAGGAUGGCUCCGUGUAGCUCUGCAUAAG